AUGAAUUCAACGCCCAAAAACUCUUUAAAAACGAUCGAAUGGAUGUGGCAAUCGAAUCCCGAUCCAUGGUCGAAAUCUGAACCAGCUAAAUGGAAUCAUUUUUCAGAUAUGGAAAAUCUAAUCAUUGAAGAAGCAUUCUUAAAUAAACAACCACGAGCUAUCCUAGAUGAAUACUAUAUUGAUUUCGGAAAAAAUCGCCAAAUAUCUAACAUUGAUGACUAUAGACAAAGACCUGUCAAGCGUAUACUGCGUAACAGGGAGGAUAAACAUUUACGAGAAGAACGUUUUGUAGAUCUUCCUGUUUCUUCAGUGCGUUCAUGUGGUGGUGAAUAUGGUUGGGUAUCGCCGUUCGUAAUUGAAGUUAGAAGAGACUUGAAGCUCAACCGAGAUGACCUACCUUCGAAAAAGCCAGAGCUGAUUCCGAUACUUGUUGAAAAAGCUGCGAAAGGUAUUAUUAAAGAAGGCAAGCAUCUCCGAAAAGAAAAGGAAGCCGAAAAAAUGGCCAAUAUGCUGAGAGAAAUCAAGGAUAAAACAAUGGAAGAAGUAUGGCAACGUUGCGUUUACCUGUACUCCUUGUCAAGUUUCCUGUACAGAAAUUUGAACGCAGCGAUGAGAUUAGUAGGAGACAAAGAGCAUGAACAAGCAUGGAAAAGUACACUUCGUACAUUAGGACCAUUUUGUUUACUCCUAUGGGAUGAUCCAUUUAACCAAAACGUGACACUCAAAAAGACACUUUAUCGAGGAGCCAAUCUAAAACACGAGCACAUCGUUGUCUAUGAAGAAAUGGCCACAAAUCCGAACGAAUAUCGAUCAUUUCAAGCAUUCACAUCAUGUAGUCGCAACCGUCAAAAAGCAGAAGAAUUUGGAAAUACUUUAUUCAUAAUGCAAAUUUUGUUUGCGUUCGUUGCUGAUCUUACUCCAUUUUCAGAAUUUCCGACUGAAGAGGAAGAACUUAUUGCUCCAGGUGUUUGCUUCCGUGUAAAAAAGGUUGACUCUGAUUGCAACAUCGAUAAGCAUAUAAUCUAUUUGGAACUAAGACAACGAUUUUCUGGUAAGUUGAAAGGAAUCUUUUUCACAUUAUAG
Messenger RNA from Rotaria sp. Silwood2, 1083 nucleotides. Lineage: Eukaryota; Metazoa; Rotifera; Eurotatoria; Philodinida; Philodinidae. The record is from the annotation of a GenBank genome assembly.